UGUUCCUAAGCUACUUGUUCUCCCUUCAACUUCAUCUGCUACUUCCUCAUUCUUCAAUUCUGGUUCUUGCCAUAGAUUCUCUAUUUGCGAUCCUUCUAAUUUCAGGCAUUCUUCAAAAGGGUGGAUUUUAACGAGGAUUAGAUUGCAUCAACAAAUAUCUGUGAUACGGAUCAAAUGAGUCAACAAGUCUAUUUUCACUCCGAAAGUAUCCAUUUCAGUGGCACCAACAUUUGUCUAGCUUCAGGAAAUGGAAUUAGUCUAGAUUGCCAUUAUGUACUAGAUGUUCAUGACAGCCAUUUGGAUCAGCACUUACAACCAUAUGUACAAGCUUUCAGCGCUAAUAGAAGUUCAUCAGAGAAUGCGAGAAUUGGUCCACAGAGAUAUCAUGACACAAAUGGUAGCAGAAGUGGCCACAGAUUUCCAUGGAGAUAUCAUGACACAAAUGGCAGCAGAAGUGGCCAUAGAUUUCCAUAUAGAUAUCAUGAUACAAAUGGCAGCAGAAUUGGCCACAGAUUUCCACAGAGAUAUCAUGACACAAAUGGCAGCAGAAGUGGCCACAGAUUUCCACGGAGAUAUCAUGACACAAAUGGCAGCAGAAGUGGCCACAGAUUUCCACAGAGAUAUCAUGACACAAAUGGCAGCAGAAGUGGCCACAGCUUUCCACGGAGAUAUCAUGACACUAAUGGCAGCAGAAGUGGCCACAGCUUUCCACAGAGAUAUCAUAAUACAACUGGCAGCAGAAGUGGCCACAGAUUUCCCCCUCCUCCUCCACAACAUCAUAGCUUUCAUCAUCAAGUACAGCCUGCACAAGUGAUCAUAGGUCACUCCUUCAACAUUCAUCCUCCUGUAACUGCACCUUCGUAUAGACUUCCAACAAAUCCUUCACACGGUUCUUCAAUCCUCAUACAUGAUGCUUUUGAGAUGGGUGCCAGGCAUCCUGGCUUUGCACCAUUUGCAGGUGCACGCAUACACCAGUCUCAUAGAGGCAACUUGCACGAGAUGAUAACUCUUAUACAUCAAAAUCUUCCUCCUGUGGUCUUUUUCUCAGAUGAUGAUGUUGCUUUACUGGUUGACCAUCAUACUGAUAUGCACUUGGACACUGAAGAUAUGUCUUAUGAGGACCUUCUUGAAUUAGGUGAGCAGAUUGGCAAUGCAAAAUCGGGUUUACCAGAGAAAACAAUUACAAGUCAAAUGAAGACCAAAACUUAUAUACUACCUACUAAUGCUACUAACUUGGAGGAGGCAGCUUCUGAGGAACAGGAAACUGAUCUUUGCAUAAUAUGCCAGGAUGAAUAUAAGAACAAAGAGAAUAUUGGAAUUCUUAGAUGCGGGCAUGAAUAUCACGCAGAUUGUUUAAGGAGAUGGUUACUUGAGAAAAAUGUCUGCCCCAUGUGCAAAUCAAUAGCAUUGACUCCUGGAGGAAAACAAUGAGAUUUACAUGUCUCUCUGUUCCUACAUGCACACUUCUUAGCUGCUACAUUUUCUCGAACGAAUUCAUAUUUUUUGUUAUGUAUAUGAACUUGUACAUAUACACAGUUUCAUUGUCCAACUCAAUUAUUUGUUGGCACCACUGCACCAGAAGAUUUAUGUGUAUAUCAAGUUGUACAGACUUCUGUUGAUAUGUUAGCUUUAGGCAAUUACAUUUUGCUUGUUUUUUAUUUCAGUUUUUUAUGUGAAUGGUUGAAUGUGUCAUGUCCAAGUAUAGAAUGAAACCUUUUUAUUCGUAUUGUU
Molecule: messenger RNA, 1731 nt
Organism: Glycine soja
Lineage: Eukaryota; Viridiplantae; Streptophyta; Magnoliopsida; Fabales; Fabaceae
Exons: 6
Coding region: 175-1431 (418 amino acids)
Cellular component (GO): nucleus
Molecular function (GO): ubiquitin protein ligase activity
Source: RefSeq, a predicted model, not a curated record